This is a messenger RNA of Equus caballus (horse), 1552 nucleotides long. It is a transcript of the gene ETFRF1, whose product is annotated as electron transfer flavoprotein regulatory factor 1. Gene Ontology annotation, biological process: respiratory electron transport chain. NCBI's taxonomy places the organism in Eukaryota, Metazoa, Chordata, Mammalia, Perissodactyla, Equidae. Gene Ontology annotation, cellular component: mitochondrion. The record is from RefSeq and is a predicted model, not a curated record.
GGACGGCGCCCCGCCCCCUUCCCUGACAGGUUGCCCACUCCAACCCCCGCCUGCUUCCCGGUUGACGGACCGAGGAGUCGGAGCGGUCGGAGGCUUUUACGCCUGUGGCGUGCCGCAAAGCAAAUCUUCAGAAGACUAGAAGACUCUUCUCUGGGGAAUCUGACCAGCCCAAGAGGAACGAUCCAAGAUGUUGACAUCAGAGGUUCCCAAUAAAGGCCACUCAGAUCACCUAAGUGAAGCUCACUCUGGAAGCUGCAACCAUCUCCCUCAAGAGAUACCGCCUCUGUGAGAACAGGUAUCUUAUCUGACACGUUCAUAGCUAUAUCCCAGUACCUGGAACAUAAAAGUGCUCAAUAAAUAUUGAACGGAAAAAAAAAAAGUGUGUUAUGUAUAAAAGUGGAUACUUUCUAUGAUAAAUGAAAAUGGCCAAUUCUUUAAGAGGAGAAGUAUUGAAUCUUUACAAAAAUCUGCUGUAUCUUGGACGAGACUAUCCAAAAGGAGCAGACUAUUUUAAAAGGCGUCUGAAGAAUGUUUUCCUUAAAAACAAAGAUGUGAAGGACCCAGAGAAGAUCAAAGAACUUAUUGGACGGGGUGAAUUUGUAAUGAAAGAGCUAGAAGCCUUAUACUUCCUUAGGAAAUAUAGAGCUAUGAAACAACGCUAUUAUUCAGAUACCAACAAAACUAACUGACCAUUAUGACUAUAUAAUUUGACUGAAAAUCAGUGCCAGUUGUUUAUGUCUACCAAAUAUUAUAAAAAUAAUCCUAACUUAAAAUGGCAAGAUAUGUCAUGUAAAAAAAUAUCUGAGCUGCCUUAUGUGAGUUUCAAAUUCUCUUCAUACAGAGCUUUAUCAGCAACCCUUUAUGCUAAUUUUUUAUAUUAAAAUAGCAAUUUACCUACACAAAUUGCUAAAUACCAAUUAUAAAUUAAUGUGCACCAAAUUUUGAAUGAAAAUAUAAUAUACUUAAAGUACAUUUUUUAACUAACAGGUUUUCGCCACUUAUUCUUAGUCCAUUUCUCCAUUUUGCUGGCGAGAAUGCCAUUUAAUGAACAUUUAACUAAGCAAAAUAAUUUCUUGCAUACUUAUUCCCCUUAACUUUUGAAGGAGUACCUUAUUUUUGACCCCAUUUGGUACAUUAGCAGCACAUUUUCAAGGUUCACUACAAAACAAAUAGCACCUGGUAAUGAUUUAAGUGCAGUUCUAGAAAUAAUAAUACGUAUAGAGUAAGAUUACUUCUGAACUUGAAAUAGCCUGCCAACGACUUGCAUUACACACAUACCUAUUUAAUUAUUUCCAUUAUUAAUUUUGCUGCUGGCUCCCUUUGGGCCUUAAAACAGAUCACCUGUUGUGUAUCAAUUACCUUCUUUGAUAAAAGUAAUAAAUAAUGUUACUCUUUUCUUUUGUCAUCAAGACAGAUCUGUUUUGCAUCUACUUGUAAUGGGUUUACAUGACAAUGAACCUAAACUUAACCUGGUUUUAAGUUUAAGCAAACACUUAUAAUCUUUACAUAAUGUUCACAGCACCUUCCAUAAAUAAAGAAUAUUUCUAAUUUA